Messenger RNA from Acanthopagrus latus (yellowfin seabream), 5092 nucleotides. RefSeq names its product NACHT, LRR and PYD domains-containing protein 3-like. The transcript has 11 exons. The record is from RefSeq and is a predicted model, not a curated record. Bases 742 to 4095 code for a protein of 1117 amino acids. Gene Ontology annotation, molecular function: protein binding. NCBI's taxonomy places the organism in Eukaryota, Metazoa, Chordata, Actinopteri, Spariformes, Sparidae.
AUCCAUUUUUCCAGUGGGCCGACAGAGCUCUGGGUCGAUAUCAUUUGAAUCUGACAGAUAUACACAUAUUGCUAACGACCAGCCUGUAGAGCAGGGGCAGCGGCUGAUUGGUUAAUUUUCUAAAAUGAGUGCAGUAUUGAUGCUUAUCUGUCAGUAAAUAAUAACCAUCAUGUGUUUAGUAUUGAUCUGUUUCGAGGUAUUAAGCUGCAGCCAAACCAAAAAUGUGCUCUUCAGACUCUCUGUAUAAAAUCUGUUCCAAUUCAACGUGUCACAUGUCAUGAAAUGUAAUUGUCUAUCUGUUUAUGAUACUGAUGAAUGUUUAACUGGACAUUCACUGACAGACUGUCAUCCAAUCACAGCAGAGAUACAGAGUCCCCCAUGACAGCAGGCUCAGCCCCUUCUGUCCUCUCACUUCCUCAGCCAAAGUGUCUCUCAGCAGCUUUCUGAAUAAAUGUGAAAAAGCAGUGGUGACAUGAGAAACUUUAGUGGGCACAGCUCCAGACCUUCACUCUCAUUCUGCCUGUCAGUGGAAAGAGAUCACAGUUUCUCCUCCUGCAGGUAUUUAUCUGUUUACUGAGCAGCUCUAUAGAUGACUCUGUAGGUGACUGGGGACAUCUAGUGGACUGACAGCAGCACUACAUCAGCUGCUCUGUGAUUGGCUUCCUGGUUGCAGGUUCCACUGAACUGAUUCUUCCUGAUGGAUCAAUAAGAAGCUUCUUCUCUCUCAGUGUGGGCUCUGAUAUGAAUCAGUGUGAGGAGACAGAGGAGGGAGGCUGUCCAUCUAAAACCACUCUGUGUGGGGAACAUGACAGCCAGACCAAAGCUCAGAGAGCUCACCAGCAGAGACCAGUCUCUCCUGCACCCAGCGGAGUGUCCAUGAAGAGUGACCGCUCUAUGAUUGAAGCCAUAGUCUUCAGAGAUGAACACCACCCUGAUAAAGAAAGAGCUCACCAGCAGAGACCAGUCUCUCCUGCACCCAGCGGAGUGUCCAUGAAGAGUGACCGCUCUAUGAUUGAAGCCAUAGUCUUCAGAGAUGAACACCACCCUGAUAAAGAAAGAGUUCAGCAGCAAAAAGUUUCUGAGGUUCCUGAAGAUGAGUCUGUCCGGGAGCAUCCAACAGACAUGGACUCCAUAUUUAAGAAUCUUGAGGAGAAAGUUGUCACCUUCGUGAAGAACGAGUUGAAAAAGUUCAAGAAGGUUCUGAGUCCAGAUGACCCAGAAUGCUCAGAGAGGCAGAGUGAGGAUGAGGAGGUGCUGGAUGGUGAGGAGGAGGAGCAGAGGAGGAGCAGCAGAGAGGCAUUUCUGAAGAUCACGCUGAACUUCCUGAGGAGAAUGAAGCAGGAGGAGCUGGCUGACUGUCUGCAGAGCAGAACUGUUGCUCCAGUUUGUCGUCAACUCAGAUUUAACCUUCAGAAGAAGUUCCAGUGUGUGUUCGAGGGGAUUGCUAAAGCAGGAAACCCAACCCUUCUGAAUCAGAUCUACACAGAGCUCUACAUCACAGAGGGAGGGACUGCAGAGGUCAACGAUGAACAUGAGGUCAGACAGAUUGAAACAGCAUCCAGGAAACCACACAGACCAGAAACAACAAUCAGACAAGAAGACAUCUUUAAAGCCUCAAUUGGAAGAGAUAAACCAGUCAGAAGAAUGAUGACAAAGGGGGUGGCUGGCAUUGGGAAAACAGUGUUAACACAGAAGUUCACUCUGGACUGGGCUGAAAACAAAGCCCACCAGGACAUACAGCUCACAUUUCCAUUUACUUUCAGAGAGCUGAAUGUGCUGAAAGAGAAAAAGUUCAGUUUGGUGGAACUUGUUCAUCACUUCUUCACUGAAACCAAAGAAAUCUGCAGCUUUGAAGAGUUCCAGGUUGUUUUCAUCUUUGACGGUCUGGAUGAGUGUCGACUUCCUCUGGACUUCCACAACACUGAGAUCCUGACUGAUGUUACAGAGUCCACCUCAGUGGAUGUGCUGCUUACAAACCUCAUCAGGGGGAAACUGCUUCCCUCUGCUCGCAUUUGGAUAACCACACGACCUGCAACAGCCAAUCAGAUCCCUCCUGAGUGUGUUGACAUGGUGACAGAGGUCAGAGGGUUCACUGACCCACAGAAGGAGGAGUACUUCAGGAAGAGAUUCAGAGAUGAGGAGCAGGCCAGCAGAAUCAUCUCCCACAUCAAGACAUCACGAAGCCUCCACAUCAUGUGCCACAUCCCAGUCUUCUGCUGGAUCACUGCUACAGUUCUGGAGGAUGUGUUGAAGACCAGAGAGGGACAAGAGCUGCCCAAGACCCUGACUGAGAUGUACAUCCACUUCCUGGUGGUUCAGUCCAAAGUGAAGAAUGUCAAGUAUGAUGGAGGAGCUGAGACAGAUCCACACUGGACUCCAGAGAGCAGGACAAUGAUUGACUCUCUUGGAAAACUGGCUUUUGAGCAGCUGCAGAAAGGAAACCUGAUCUUCUAUGAAUCAGACCUGACAGAGUGUGGCAUCGAUAUCAGAGCAGCCUCAGUGUACUCAGGAGUGUUCACACAGAUCUUUAAAGAGGAGAGAGGACUGUACCAGGACAAGGUGUUCUGCUUUGUCCAUCUGAGUGUCCAGGAGUUUUUAGCUGCUCUUCAUGUCCAUCUUACAUUCAUCAACUCUGGAGUCAACCUGCUAGCAGAGGGAAAACAAGCUGCCUGGUGGUCUAAACUAUUUCAAAAUCAACAUCUCUACCAGAGUGCUGUGGACGAGGCCUUACAGAGUCCAAAUGGACACCUGGACUUGUUCCUUCGCUUCCUCCUCGGUCUUUCACUGCAGACCAAUCAGACUCUCCUACGAGGUCUGAUGACACACACAGGAAGUAUCUCACAGACCAAUCAGAAAACAGCCGACUACAUCAAGAAGAAGAUCAGUGAGAAUCUGUCUCCAGAGAGAAGCAUCAAUCUGUUCCACUGUCUGAAUGAACUGAAUGAUGGUUCUCUAGUGGAGGAGAUCCAACAGUACCUGAGAUCAGGAAGUCUCUCCACAGAUAAACUGUCUCCUGCUCAGUGGUCAGCUCUGGUCUUCAUCUUACUGUCAUCAGAAAAAGAUCUGGAUGUUUUUGACCUGAAGAAAUACUGUGCUUCAGAGGAGGCUCUUCUGAGGCUGCUGCCAGUGGUCAAAGCCUCCAACAAAGCUCUGCUGAGUGGCUGUAAUCUGUCAGAGAGAAGCUGUGAAGCUCUGUCCUCAGUUCUCAGCUCCCCGUCCUCUAGUCUGAGAGAACUGGAUCUGAGUAACAAUGACCUGCAGGAUUCAGGAGUGAAGCUGCUGUCUGUUGGACUGAAGAGUCCACACUGUAAACUGGAGACUCUCAGGCUGUCAGGCUGUAUGAUCACAGAGGAAGGCUGUACUACUCUGGCCUCAGCUCUGAGAUCCAACCCCUCCCAUCUCAGAGAGCUGGACCUGAGCUACAAUCAUCCAGGAGACUCAGGAGCGAAGCUGCCGGACAGUUUCAGGGUGGAACAUGGUGGAGAGCAGUGGCUGAAACCUGGUCUGAGGAAGUAUGUCUGUGAACUCACAGUCGACACAAACACAGUAAACGGAUUCCUCAAACUGUCUGACAACAACAGGAUGGUGACAAAUGUGUCAGAAUAUCAGCCAUAUCCUGAUCAUCAGGAGAGGUUUGAUUUCUGGCCUCAGCUGCUGUGUAGAAAUGGUUUGACUGGUCGCUGUUACUGGGAGGUCAAAUGGAGAGGAAGGGUUCAUAUAUCAGUGAGUUACAGAAGAAUCAGGAGGAGAGGAAACAGUGAUGACUGUUGGUUUGGACGGAAUAAUCAGUCCUGGAGUCUGAGCUGCUCUGAUGAUUUUGGUUACUCUGUCUGGCACAAUAACAGAGGAAAAGAACUCUCCUCCUUCUCCUCCUCUUCCUCCUCCUCCUCCUCCUCCUCCUCCUCCUCCUCCACCUCCUCCAUCUCUAACAGAGUAGCAGUGUAUGUGGACUGUCCUGCUGGCACUCUGUCCUUCUACAGAGUCUCCACUGACUCACUGAUCCACCUCCACACCUUCAACACCACAUUCACUGAACCUCUUUAUCCUGGGUUUGGGUUCUGGUUCAGGUCACCUGGUUCCUCAGUGUUUCUAUAGGAGGGACACACACACACACACACACACACACACACACACACACACACUUCAAAAGAUUUAAAAUCAGGUUCCAGACACUUGAAAGGGUAAUAAUAUAUACUGAUCAUUUUACUUCGUAAAAUUAUGAUUCCACAGUUUUUGUAAUUCAGAUGAGUUAUUAUUGUUCAUGAAGUUUGUCUGAAGAUUGUUUUUCCUUCUAUUUAAUUCCAGUUCAUUACUAUUAUCAGUAUAUAAAAAAUCAUGUUGUCGACACAUAUGUAUUUUUGUUAUGCCUGAUGUUUUUUUUUAUUACCAGUUGAGUUGAAUAAGUUCAGAGUUGUUCCCAUCAGGCUUUGGGUUAUACAUACAGGACUUAGAUCAGACUAAGUCUACAUUUAAAAACCCCUUUUUAAAACAUACAACAAUGACGUGCUUUGAAUAUUUCAUGUCUGAUGAGUUUUCCCACAUUGUUCUCUUUUAUAUAAAAAUCCCAGCGUGUGAAUAUGUUGGACAAAAGACGUCUCCUUCGUCCUUUGUUAUGUGACCUGGAGACUUGAAGUGUCCACAUCAGCUGCUGAGCUCCAGGAGUGUAGGAUGGUCCUCACAGCUGAUCUUCUCUAAUGUUGAUGUUGGUGAGAGUGCAGAGAAGUGUCGCUUAUGAUAAUUAAAGAUACUGAGCCUCCUUCUGGCUUUUCAGAUACCCAUGGGUGAAGUCGCAAUCACUCCUUCCACUUUUUUUACAGUCAGUGUGUGUUUCAGAUUUGUAGUAUGAAGUGUGACACACAUUUCUGCUGCCUGCAGGGAGCAGUAAAGCAUCCUGACAGUUAGUGUAUGUAAUGAGGCAUGUAACAGCAAUAUAUGACAAAAGGAUAAAACAGAAGAGUUGUUGAAGAAGAAGAAAAAGAAGCAGAAGCUUGUAAGCUAAUAUAGAUGAUGAAUGUUUCAAAAUGUUACAAACUGCUUCUGUGAAUAUUUAAAUCAGUUGAAAAUAAAACACACAGAACCAAUAACAAACCUA